CCAACCGGUCAAGCCAGUUCUCUCGUUCUCUCUCGUCUCGCGUUCUCGUUCUCGGUCUCGGCCUCGCGCGUUCUUUUUCUUACUCCUUUGCCUUUCUCAGUUCUCUCUCUCUCUCACACUAACUUCAAAGUUCGGGUUACUUUACUUACUUAGUUAGUGUUCUGAUAUUUUUUGCUUUGUGUAUUGUGAUUUUGGAUUUUGUGGUUAGUGAUCGGAUAUAUCAUAUCCUUCAACAGAUGGUUGUACACGUUGGCCGCUGGACACUGGACAGUCACAGCCGGCCGAGAACCAACUUUACUGAGAUUUCACAUCCGUGACACUGCCCGCGCCCACCGAGUAUGUCUUUGUCGUAUUGGCCGAAAGGGGUACAGAAGAAGCGACCCCCUCGGCUGGUCUGGGAAGAUGAUACUGACAUGCCACCUCCCCAGUCUCCGUCUAACAACAGCUGUGCAAGCAGUGCAGUUUCGGUGAUAUCCGAGCGCACCAAAGCUGUCCGGGCUCAGUAUUUCUUUGAGCGACGUCUACUGUUUGUCUGCACAUGUCUGGUGGGUGUCGCCAUCGUUGUGUGGAUCGCUUCCAUCUCCACCGACUUCUGGUUCGUGGUGGACGGAGGCGAGAAAGGCCUCUGGAUAAAUGAGACGAAACGCUUCUUCGUGCGAAGUCACUCUGGCCUUUUUAAAUAUUGCAGGAUGGCGAUUGGUAAUGCCACUGCAGGUGGUAAGACGACACCCAAACCUCCGACUGCGCCAACAGUAGACCCCUCGGUGGAGGAGACAGCCACUCCACUGGGGAACGGGACAGAGACCAGUCCAAGGAUGCUGUUCUAUCGUAAAUGCAAGUGGCACGAUGUUUUUCCUAGCGAUACCAAAGUGAAAGGAGAUCCCAUGCUAGAUAUGGCUAUCCUUAACUACACCCGUACCGAGAUUAUGUUCUCCAUAAUCAGCUUGUUGGUGAUGACGAUGGGUUUGUUUUUCUCCAUCUACACAUUCAACAAUCCUCGGUACACAUUUAAAAGACUGGCUGGCGGCAUACACUUCAUCUCUUGUUUGUCGAUAUUCGUAGUGAUAGAGAUCCUAAUGCAGUCCAUCACGUAUGAGAAGGAGUUCCUCCCAGUGGUACAUCCACCCAAGGCCACCUACCACUACGGCUGGAGCUACCAUCUCGCGUGGUUUGUCUUCCUUCUUAAUCUAUUUGCUGGUUGUGCCUUUAUGUGGUACAGUAAAAAACGCAAAAGGGACAAAGCCCCGAACGAGGAGGUUGCAAUGGCAGACGAACCUACAAUCAUCGGACGGUGACAACGUCUUUACUAAUCCCCGCCGAAGCGUCUUUCAUCCUUGGAAUCCGCCCGAAUUGUAUUGGUUGCUGCCAAAUUUGUGUUGUGUCCAUCCAUUUUUCAAGUAUUAAGACUCCUCUUUAAGCUACAACUUGUUAAUAAAAGUAUAAUAUAUGAUAUUGUUAUUCUUAGAAAUGUUAACUUUGAGACUUGAUUCUGAUUCUAUUACUAGUAGGAAAAUUAAAAGGGAAUUCUCAGGAAUAUUUAUCAAGAAAGUAUUUCAUGGGAAUAUUUGGAUAUUUUUAUAAAAUUCAAACAAAAUUGUAAAUAUAAGGAUUUCUUGCUGCAAUAUAUCAUUAGUACCCACCUUUUAUACUAGCUGUAUAGUGUUAUCUGUUAGGUGAAAAUUUGAGGAAUUGAUUAGGCCUACAACUUGAUUUUAUUGAUUUGUUAUACGUUGAUAAGUUGUUCCGUAUUAUAUAGAGAAAAUAUCAAAUGAUUUUGGGUUAAGCUGUUGAAAUUCGUUUUGGUGAAAAAGACAAGUACAAGACUUUUAUAUAUAAGCAAUAGUAAAUUGAAAAUAAUUGUUCAGUUGUGGUUUUAUGCUAGAGAUCAAAAUAUUUUUAGAAUCAGUUAGGUCAAACUUAGUAGGGAGGAGAGUUAGUACAAUAAUUAUACAAAUUAUUCGUAACUAUUGCCUUCAAAUUAAUUAAUUAUUGCCGUAAAUCUUAGAAAUCUUAUUUUGUUGCAGUGAUCUUUUAACUAUAAGUAGAGUUAUAAAAUAAGAGUUUCCCCCUUUUAAAGACAAAUAUUAAUGCUAUUGUGUACAUUUAUUUAACUUAAAUUUAUUUAUAAGUUUUUUGUUGUAAAGUUCCACUAGCUUUUUUAUUACUUUUAUAUUUUUUCCUUUUUUUGUUGAACACUUUUUUACAAAUUCUCACUCAAGCUCUUUCUAAGAACAUUAUAAAACUCUCAGAACUAACAUUCUAGAGUUUAUUUCUUCUAAAGUACUCAACUUGGCCGGGAAUCAACAAUUUAGUUACCUUAGGAAGUUAGGAAUAUGUCUCAAAACCUUACAUUUUUAGGUAUUUCACUGUUUUUGAAGAUUUAAUUUUUUACAAUAUCUUGCUUUCAAGUCCUUUAUUAUUUAAUUUUUUAAAACUAUCUUUAUUUCUUCAGAAGAAAAUUAUUAGCUUAGAAUACUGUUUAAAGAACUUAAUCAGUACAUUUAGCUUUAGUCACUUUUGCUCAGAACUAAAAUUGCUAAAAUUGUUACAUGGCUUUACAAUUUAUGAAGCUGGUAUUAAAACUAUUACUAUUUACAAAAUAAGAUUACUGUUGCCUUUGUUAAUUAUACGACUCUACCAAAACCGUGAUUCAGAUCAGUAUUUUCCUCGCUAAAGUUGUUCCGUUGACGAUCUUCUGUAAGCCCAUGGUACCUAACCUAGCAUUACUUUACUUACUUAGCGUUAUUUUUCUGCCUCUGUAUCGCCCUAGAACAGAUAUCCUUUUAAAUGUUUGCCUUUACGGGUUUUGCCUUGAACUGUGGUUCCAAGUCUGUUCUAUUCCUAACGAGUUACCAAUUACUGGUGCGCCAAUACUCUAUAAAGACACUAGAAUAGCUUGUAUUUGUUUAUUUACUUGUGGUAUGUUUUUCAUAAUUAAAGUGUAUUGUUUUUUUGUUUAAA
Molecule: messenger RNA, 2961 nt
Organism: Macrosteles quadrilineatus (aster leafhopper)
Lineage: Eukaryota; Metazoa; Arthropoda; Insecta; Hemiptera; Cicadellidae
Exons: 10
Coding region: 339-1295 (318 amino acids)
Cellular component (GO): plasma membrane
Source: RefSeq, a predicted model, not a curated record